AAUAUUAAAAAUUAAAUAAAUAUAGUUGAUAAACAAUUGAGUGGGUGGGGUGAGAAAUACUGAGUCGACAAUUUUUUGAAUUUUGUGGAAUGAUUUUUUUUGAGUAAUUUAAUUGAGGGUGACUGAUAGGUGUGCCACCACCCCCUUUGUUAAAGGGGUGUGGGGCAAUAGGGUAAUUUAUCAGGGUGGGUGGCGCAGGGGUGCGUCUGGCCCGUCGGCUGGUACGCGGUAUAGUCCGACGUUGGGCCCUGGGGGUUGCAUAUACGGGCCCUAUUUUACGUCGUGCAGUGCUGGCUACCACGGGUGUAACGGGGGUGGCCGUGGCCACGGGGGAUAACGAUGCACCCCCGUCCACGCGUCACACAACCCCGAGUGUCAGUGCUAGUGUUAAUUCAGGGGGUGCGUCAACCUGUCCAGGAAGAUCCAGAGCGAGGACCAUGUCCAUGAGGAGUUUGCGACGUGUGUCACAUCCGUGUCAUGGAAAUGAGCGUCGGCAUUCUGGAAAGCAUGAGAAGCACUCGUCCCAAAAGCUCGAGUCCUCCUGGCCAUUCUCACUGGAGGGCGAGGGUGGUGGCGGUGGCGGGGGCGGGCGUACCGCAUCCGGGGGCGGUGGUAGGCGAGCCCCGAGUCUUCGUCUGGUGAACGGUAGGGCGACCACUGGGGUUGGCCUCCACACCAGCAGCACCGAGUCCGUCCGUUCACCCCAUCAGCAUCUUGGUCAUCAGACUAGUAUAAACAACAACAACAAUUAUUAUGCAGUCAACAAUGUAUCAUCGAAUAAUCAUUGUAAAUUAAACAAAGAUGACAGUAUCAAGAUCAGUAUUGAGAAUACUAACACGUGCACAGACAGCCUCGUCACAGCGUUAGACGACGAGACACUUCUCAUUACCGAUUUCCUUAACGACACAGGCAACGAAAUGAAUUACAAAGGAAGUGGUAAAGUACAUUUUGGAGUGGACGAUGUGUCCCUCUAUGGUACACCAAAGGAGGAGUUGGGCCCAGGACUUCCUGGACAAGAGGUCAAACAGAGCUUCCUCAAGAAUCAACUGCAGGCGCUCUUCCAACCAACCGACAACAAACUUGCGAUGAAAUUAUUUGGUAGUAAAAAAGCUCUCAUGAAGGAAAGAAUCAGGCAAAAAGCUGCUGGUCACUGGGUCAUACAUCCUUGCUCCAGUUUUCGAUUUUAUUGGGACCUAUGUAUGCUGCUACUUCUCGUCGCCAACUUGAUUAUUCUCCCAGUUGCAAUUAGUUUUUUCAACGACGAUUUAAGUACCCGAUGGAUAGCCUUCAACUGCCUUUCGGAUACGAUAUUCCUCGUAGAUAUUGUUGUCAACUUUAGAACAGGUAUAAUGCAGCAGGACAAUGCGGAGCAGGUGAUACUGGAUCCAAAAUUGAUCGCGAAACACUACCUCAGGACCUGGUUCUUUCUCGACCUCAUUUCCUCCAUCCCCCUAGACUACAUAUUUCUCAUAUUUAAUCAAUUCCAGGAUUUUAGCGAGUCAUUUCAACUACUUCACGCUGGACGGGCCCUGAGAAUUCUCAGGCUGGCAAAACUCCUAUCACUUGUUCGACUCCUACGACUUUCUCGACUCGUACGUUAUGUUUCACAAUGGGAGGAGGUCUAUAUUCCCCUUUAUCAACAGCCGGAGAGGCACUACGAGAGAAGGGCUACACCGCCCCAACCAGACAGAACGAGCAAGAUAUUGCAGAACCUACAAAAAAAGCGCACUGAGCGGAGGGGGCGCCUAAGCUCUGACAAUAUGAAUAAAAAGAAGUCCGGUUUCAGCAAAAGCGACCUUAUUUUUAAGUUCCUGAAUAUGGCGUCGGUGUUCAUGAGAAUAUUCAAUCUUAUCUGCAUGAUGCUGCUCAUUGGACAUUGGAGUGGUUGUCUGCAGUUUUUGGUACCAAUGCUGCAAGGAUUUCCUAGUAAUUCCUGGGUUGCUAUCAACGAAUUGCAGGAAGCAUUUUGGCUUGAGCAAUAUUCGUGGGCCCUUUUCAAGGCCAUGUCACACAUGCUGUGCAUCGGUUACGGAAGAUUUCCACCCCAAUCACUGACCGACAUGUGGUUAACAAUGCUAAGUAUGAUAAGUGGUGCAACAUGUUAUGCCCUAUUUCUCGGUCAUGCGACAAAUCUCAUUCAAUCCCUGGAUUCAUCAAGACGUCAGUAUCGUGAGAAGGUUAAGCAGGUUGAGGAGUACAUGGCAUACAGAAAAUUACCCCGUGAAAUGCGUCAAAGGAUCACGGAGUACUUUGAGCACAGAUACCAGGGUAAAUUCUUCGAUGAGGAGCUCAUUCUGGGUGAAUUAUCCGAGAAAUUGAGGGAGGAUGUGAUAAACUAUAACUGUAGAUCGUUGGUGGCAUCUGUGCCAUUUUUUGCCAACGCCGACUCAAACUUUGUUUCUGACGUCGUCACAAAGUUGCGAUACGAAGUCUUCCAACCAGGUGACAUCAUCAUAAAAGAGGGCACAAUAGGUUCAAAAAUGUAUUUCAUCCAAGAGGGUAUCGUUGAUAUUGUUAUGGCAAAUGGUGAAGUUGCAACAUCCCUAUCCGAUGGAUCAUACUUUGGUGAAAUUUGUUUAUUAACAAAUGCAAGACGAGUGGCAUCAGUAAGGGCGGAGACAUAUUGCAAUCUUUUUAGCCUCUCGGUGGAUCAUUUUAACGCAGUUCUAGACCAAUAUCCACUAAUGAGAAGAACAAUGGAGAGUGUUGCCGCCGAGAGGUAUAAACUUUGGUUAAACAAAAUUGGAAAAAAUCCGAAUCUCGUUGGUAAUCGAGAAGAGGAUCUUGGGAGUGAAUCAAAGACGAUAAAUGCUGUUGUUAAUGCAUUAGCUGAACAAGCAGCACAUGCCAGUGCCAGUGAGGAAUCGUCACCCUUUCAGGUACACAGUAUGGAACUUCGUGCCCUACCCCCAUGCACCCUACCCCGGCCAAAGUCCGAGAAUAACUUUGCCAGUCAGGAAUUAACGAGGGAGGGACGUAGGAUCUUCCACAAGAGUGACACCUUCCACAAGGAUUCGUAUCAAUGACGACACUCGUCCUAUUAGCACGCGCAACGUUACUGAGGGAAUAUCAAAUGCACAUCCGUGAUGAAUUAAUUAACACGUAAGCAACAAAGAAAAAAAAAAUAAAAAGAAAAAAUAAAGAAAACUCAUUCCCAAAUGCUCUCUGAAGACACCAAAAGGAAUUUUCACGUGUAAAAGCCACGGACUGACGUCACUGAAUUCCCAAAAUAAUGAAAUAAUAAUGAUAAUUAAAAUGUUUAAUAGGACGUAUGAACAAUGCGCGCGCAACAAAAUUAAUAUCGUAAUAAAAUGAAACAAUAAACGUUGGAAUUACAUGACAUGGAUCCGAGGGCUAUGUUAACUUGUUGAGAGCCCUCAGGGUCGUGAAGAGAUAAAUAAAAAAAAGCGAUUAACAUUUAAAUAAAGUGCGGGAAUUAAUAAAAAAACGAUAUCUUUUUACGAGAUUAACAAGAAAAAAUAUUAAUUCGUGAAAAUGAAAAAAAAUAAACGCGAUGUACUAUAAAGAGAUUCAAAUAUUAUAUAAAUAAUGAAAGAAAAAUUAAUUAUUGCGAUGAAUUACUACCAUUACCGCAUCAUUAGGAAGUUGAGAGAUUAUAUUAAUUGCAGGAGAAAUUAAAAAAAACAAUAGAUUAAUAGUAAAAUGCUAUCGACGACGUUACGCAAUAAAUCAGAUUUUAAUUAUUGUAAUGAAAUGAUAAGUUUUUUUUAAUGCAGAGUCGAUAAUACAUUUAAAUUUCCCUAAUUUGUUUAUUUGUCAUUUUCGAUGGUGAGAGGAACAGGGGAUAGAUAAUUAAUUAACGUGAGUUGCGACGAUUAUUGUUUCAGGAAUAGGAGUUACCGAAAAAAAAAAAAUGUAUAAAAUUAAUUUCUCUCAUUACUUUAAAUUGUUAUUAACGCUCUGCUGACAUGAUAAAUAAAAUUGACCAUUAUUUUAAAUUAUUAGAGAGUGCCUAGAGAAUUGAUGAUGCAAUGAAUUAUAAUUUUGUAGCCGAAUGAAGUAAAUUUAUAGCUAAAAGUCAAUGAAAUAAAUUCAAGGGAUUAUCGAUCAAUCUCCAAUUAAAAAAAAAUUAAACAAACGCAUGAGUACCUAUGCAUAUAUGUAAAUAUGAAUAAACAAACAUGAUGAGUCACUGUAGUUGUGACACGUGAACACGCAAAUAAAUUUAGUUAUUCACGAGAAUAAAAUAAAUAAUAAAUGAUGAGUAAGUAAGUGAAUAAAUAAAUGCGUAAUGCACGUAAGCAUUUAACACCACGAGACACAUGUGAAUGAUAAUUAUUACCAGAAUGAGAGAUUAAUUAAUUAAUUGAAAUUAUUUUUCAUUUUUUGAGAAUAAUUGUAGCAUUUAAAUUCCCCCUUUCGUUGUACUCUACGAAUGACCUCGUGACGUUGGCUUAUUACGUUGACAAUUAAUAUUUUAAUGAAUUAUCGAAUGAUUAAAAAAAAAUUUAAAACAAUAUACAGACAUUUACUAUUAAUGAGAAACAAAAAAAAAAAAAAAAAAUAGCUGUUGCCAUUGCUAUUUUCAAUUAUGAGUGAGAUAAUGACAUUUAUUCGAUAUUUAAAUGAUUAAAUAAUCUAUUGUUGAAUGAUUAUUGGAGAAAGGGGGGAGGGGGAGAGAGGAGGAGACAUUUUUAUUAACGAUGUGACGAGUGUUAUGUUGAAUUAGAAAAAAAAAAAAAUUUCAAUAGUUAAUAUUUUAUUCAUUCUGUUCCAAUGUUUACGUGAUAAUAUUAAUAGUGAGAUGAUAAUUUUUGUAAUGGAACGUGUUGAAUUGAAAAAAAAAAAAAAUAACGUAACGUGUCUGAUUAAAAAUGAUUAAUAGACUAUUAAAUUGUUGAAAUAAAUAAUCAAAAAUUGAUAUUGGAGUGACUCGUGAGCCAAGAGUGACUACAGUGCAAUGACUUAAUUCUAGCAAUGACAAACAGCGAUUUUGUUUAUUUUUUUUUUUCUUCUCUCUCGAGUGAAUAAAACCCCUUGAGCAUAUCAGAUAUAUUUAUACUCGAUGAUACAAAGCCGUUCAAUCAAUUGAUUAAAAAUAAUGUUAAAUGAACUGUUUGUGAGGGGAAUAUUGGGGGUGAGGUAUUUAAUCGAUAUGCUGCAGUCGAAUAUAGAUCGUGAGAAUCGUCAUAAGCCAAUUACAUAACCAUCAACAAGCCCUUUCUGUCAUACCCUAAUGGACGAGCUAUUAUUUUCGUUUCCGGGUUCAUGAAAUAUCCGCUGAUAUUUUAAUUAUUGGGGGGAUGAAGGGGGUAGAAAUGUCCUGAUGAGGGUUCACGUAUUGAAAGGUGAAAUAUUUUAGUUGGAAUGAGCCUGAACUUAAUUAUUUACAAACAAAAUUGAGCUGAUUUUCAAAGUAAUUAAUUAAUUAAUGUGUUGAACACAUGUUUAUCAGAGUCUUUUAAAUUUAAAACACAUAGGGAAUUGGGGGGGGGGGAGGGGUGGGGGGUUUUUCUUUUUGAAGAUUCUGUGCCUGACACAGUUUGAAAAUAAUUUUAAAAUUAAUGAGAUUAUAAUCCUUGUCUAUGACUUGGAUUAUACCUCACGUCUAACUCCAGUGAUUUAUUAAUAUUCACGUGACAGAACAUUUGUUAUCCACAAAUAGUUCCAUAUUUCAUUAACCUCCUGUGGGUGGUCAUAUUACCAUAAAAUUAAUUACCAAAAAUUCCAGUAAAAAAUGAAAAAUCCUCAAUUAUUCCCAAAUUUCGAAAAAUUAAAAAAAAAACAGUCUCCACCACUUUUGACACUAUUUAAUAUUCUCACUGUACCAUCAGCAGAAUCAAAGUGUUAUUGACUUGUUUAUGAACAUUAAAUAACUGGGAAAAACGAUGGUGUGUUGACACUUGUCCUUAAAAAUGGAAUUUCCAAAAAUAAAUUUAAUCACAGGAACAGUUUCACAUGAAUGUCAUCAAUAAAUUUCGCGAGUGUCUCCCCAUACGAGAAUAAAGCCCAACGGCUGUGAGCUCUCAUCACCCCCAUUUCUCCCCUGGUAUCUUAAUUUUCCAUGUGCUACAGACACGAGGAAAGUAAAAAAAAAAAAAAAAACAAUAAAUAAUCAAGCUUGGCUCGAUCUCCCACGCUGACAUGUUUUCUAAAAUUGUAAUCUCGCACGUGCCACGAUACUGUCACCGUCACGUUCGCGAGUUUGUAUGAAUGACAGCGACAAGUGUUCCAAAUUGACCCCAACCAGUAGCUUCCAAUUCAAUAAAUAUUAUAAAUUUUCAGUUAAUCAAUACCGAAUAUUCAUGUUCCCUCGCCAUAACGUAUUAUCGUUUAUUUAGAUAUUCAUGAGGGGAUGAUUAGCCCACCCAGUAAGAACUAUUUUUAUAUUAUCACCAGAAAUUUAAAGAGAUAAACGCGCAGUAGUGAGACUUGUAAAAAAAAAAAAAAAAAAAAACAGGACGAAGGUAAGAGUCAGUGAAUUUAUGAAAAAUGAUGUAACAAUUAAUAUAUCACCCCAGCGUCAAUUUUCUACGAAUAAUACGUGAAAAAUCGUUCAACGAUUCCACGUGCUUCUCGGUCGCCAAUUAUAAACAGCAUCGUAACCCUCGUUUUAGUGUAAUAAAUAUUAUCGUGAAAGUUACCCCUAAACAACCCCUAUUUUUCUCGAAUAAAAUCGGUGGCGAAGAAGGAAAACGAAUUUUAAAUUAUUUUUAUAGAUAAUUGAUUUAUCAAGUUAUUAAUUAAUGAGAUAAAAAAUUAAAAUAUUGUGGAUCAUACGUUAUUAAUUAAACAUUUUUAUCAUUGAUUAUUUGCUCGUUAAAUUGAAGAUUUGAAUUCCUAAAUUAUUAGAAGCUUUAUAUUUUUACAACGUAACAAUUGUUUAUAAACAAAAAUAUUUUCCACUGAUUCAUCCCCUAAUAUGUGAACUCAACUUAUGAAUUUUUUUUUUAUAAACCUGACAUCAUUGAAUAAUUAAAAAAAAUAUUUGUUUGUAAAUUAUUAACAAUUUUCUCCUUCGCUGCUGACCCCAGCCCCUCCAAAAAUUCCAAUAACCAAUUUUUUGGACAAACAUAACAAGUACAAAUAAAAAUUUCACAAAAGCCCCGUAACCCCUGCUUGGCUCUAACAUUUCCAAGAAAAAAUAAAUAAAUAAAUAAACAAAAAAAAUAACAAAAAUUCCAAAUACAAAUGAAAAAUGAAAACCAAAAAAUUAAUUCUCAUCGCACAUCACUUGAGAUAAACUCGCCAUAACGAAUGCCUUAGCGAAACGUAUAGUUGUAAAUGGAAUCUACAAAUAAGCGAGUAAAUGAAUCUAGAACACAUACACGUGAAUACGUAGAGUGGUAUUAGAAUGAGGAAACGAUUACUACGGAAAAUACCCCAAAAUUAAUGAAUAGAAUAAAUUAAACCGUGUGAACAAAGGGACGAGAAGUGACACUGAUGUUACCAGAUAUUACAUUGACGUAUGAAGUGAGAAUAACCAUAGAAAAUUAUAAUAAACUAAUUAAACUGUAAACAGAGGGGGAAGAAAAAUUAUUAAAAUAUUAAGAUUGUAAUUACUGUAAUAGAGAGAAUGAAACGCGAGGAAUGAUGAAUUUUUGAGUGACGCUAAUGAGUAAUCGUAAGUACUGCAAUUAUACUUGACAUCGCCCGUCCACUUAUUAGGCAGUGGGUAUCAAUCGAUGCCUGAUUUAUUUAAUUCAUUAAUCAGGAAAUAAUUCAGUAAUGAAGGGAUAAAUGAUAAGAAAUUAUUUUUAUUCAAUUUCACGACCAAUUUUUGUUUUCAUUUAAACAUUCAAUAUUUGUCAAUGUACCCUAAUUUACAUUAACUAUUUCUAAACAUCUGAAAAUUAUCGAAUUUUUAUUAUAAAAAUUUCGUUUCAACUGAAAUUAAUUAUUAAAAAUCUUCAGUCAUUUCACCCUUUCAUUAUUGAAUUUAAAAAAAAAAUGAAAAUUCCUCCAUCACUCCCCAUCGCUUCCGGAGAUCCCCGACCCCAAACCGACGAAAUAUGCUAUUGACGUGGCCAGAGUGAGAAAAAAAAAAAUCAAUAAAACCCAUCAGUCAAUUUAUAAAAAUCGCAUUUACGGCUGUGGAGUUCGAUCUCCUUUAAAAACGCGAAAAAAGUCAUUCGGGGUUUAAUAGGGUAUCGUAACCAGGAGAUCGAUGCCAGGAUAUUGUUAUCGGCUCGAGAAAUAUUGCCAACAACUCGAGAUAAUGUGCCCGGUGACGAAUGACGAUCGUCGCAUAUCAGAUAUUAAAAUUUAGAUAUUAAAAUUUUGAAAAUGCGUUGGAAUACCGAAGAUGGUACUUCACUAUCUCAAAUUCAAAAUCGUAAUUAACAUCUGUAGGGGCUUGAUCGAAACCAGUGCCACAGACCAUCAAAAGCACGUGUGAAAUAAUUAAACAAAGAUGUUCCCCAGAAUAUUAUAAUAAAUUAAUUUACUGUCUAAUUUAUUUGUAAAAUGGCACAGAAAUCAAUAGAAAGUUUCCUUGAGAGUCUAUUGAUUAAUUUGUUUAUUUAAAUAAUUUUUAUUGAUUCAAUUAACAAAUUAUUUACGUUCACUAGUAAUUUUUUGAAUAAAAAAAAUU
Diachasmimorpha longicaudata is the source of this 8554-nucleotide messenger RNA. It is a transcript of the gene Ih, whose product is annotated as I[[h]] channel. The record is from RefSeq and is a predicted model, not a curated record. Gene Ontology annotation, biological process: sodium ion transmembrane transport; regulation of membrane depolarization; potassium ion transmembrane transport. The coding region runs from base 438 to 3026 and encodes 862 amino acids. Gene Ontology annotation, molecular function: voltage-gated potassium channel activity. The transcript is spliced from 15 exons. NCBI's taxonomy places the organism in Eukaryota, Metazoa, Arthropoda, Insecta, Hymenoptera, Braconidae. Gene Ontology annotation, cellular component: HCN channel complex; membrane.